AUGUCCAUCAUGGUGGAAGCUGGAGAUGACCAGUCGGAGCGGAUGACGGGUGAGGGCAUCAUUGUCAACACGCAGCAGGUGGUGAAGGGCUUGGAAGCCCUGCGGAGCGAGAACAUGAGCAUCCACCAGCGACUCCAGGAGGCCUUGCGGAAGGAGCGGCAGCUCUGGAGCGCGAGAGAGGAGGCGGCUGCAGCCCUGGAGCUGCUGGAGGAGAAACACAACCUGGUCUGGAAGAGCCUGGAGGGGAUUGAGCUGGGCAUUGCGGAAGCUCAGAUGCUGAUUGCCCUGUCUUCGCACAUCGAAGCCCUGGAGGCCGAGAAGCAGAAGCUGCGGGCCCAGGUGAAGCGGCUCCGCCAGGAGAACCUCUGGCUGCGGGAGGAGCAGGGCGUCACCCAGCUGCGGCUGCAGCACAGUGAGGCGACCGUGGCCCAGCUGGAGGAGGAGAAGAAGCACCUGGAGUUCCUGAACCAGCUCAAACAGUACGACCCCAAAGAGGACCAGGAUGAUUUGGAUGACAAGAGGAACAACUUCUUUUCCCUUUUCCCCAGCGAAGACGAGGACCAGAGACAUGGUGCGUCUAGUCCAAGCACGGCAGCUCAGCAAGGCGGUUACGAGAUCCCUGCACGCCUCCGGACCCUGCACAACUUGGUCAUCCAGUACGCCUCUCAGGGGCGCUACGAGGUGGCCGUCCCCCUCUGCAAGCAGGCGCUGGAAGACCUGGAGAAGAGCUCCGGACACAGCCACCCGGAUGUGGCCACCAUGCUGAACAUCUUGGCCCUGGUGUAUCGGGACCAAAACAAGUACAAGGAAGCGACCGAUCUACUGAACGAUGCCCUCGACAUUCGGGAACAGACCUUGGGGGUGGAGCACCCUGCGGUGGCUGCCACCCUCAACAACCUGGCGGUGCUGUACGGCAAACGUGGGAAAUACACAGAGGCAGAACCGUUAUGCAAACGGGCCCUGGAGAUCCGUGAGAAGGUGUUGGGCAUGGAUCACCCAGAUGUGGCCAAGCAGCUGAACAACCUGGCCCUCUUGUGCCAGAACCAGGGCAAAUUCGAGGAAGUGGAGCGAUACUACCAGAGGGCUCUCUGCAUCUACCAGACCCAGCUGGGCCCCAAUGACCCCAACGUAGCCAAGACCAAGAACAACCUGGCUAACGCGUACGUGAAACAAGGCAAGUACGAGCAGGCAGAGGAGCUGUACAAGGAGAUUCUGUCCUCACACGACCAGGAGCUGGCCACCAGGCGGGGAGGUAAGGGCCCUGGGGCUCUGGGCCACCUCAGACGCAGCAGUUCCUUCUCCCGGUUCCGUGAGUCGAUCAAACGCGGCAGUGAGAAGCUGGUCUCCAAGCUUAAAGGAGAUGGGGUCCGACGGGGCCCCCUGCCCCCACCCCCAGGGUUGAAGCGGGCCACCUCCCUCAACGUCCUGCAUGUAGGCGAAAGUCCAGCUGCUGCUGUGUCCCCCACAGUGACGGCCCAGCCGGCCUCUGACCAGCGCACGCAGCCUGAGCUCCAGUACCCAGAACCUCACGCAGAGAAGCUCCCCCUAGGAUGGGGUGGCCGGUCCCCUACCUUUGCCUUGCCACCGGCAGCUGGGCCAGAGAUCAAGCUUCUCCCCCCUCUUUGCCCGCUCCGCCUUUGCACCUGGUUUCAGGGGCAACAGUGCCCGCAGCGCGGCUCGGCUGCUAGUUUCCUCACCGGCUGGAGUCAGUUGCGCCUUCGCCUCCAGCCUGCAAGGAGCGAGACUGGGAAGAAGCCCUCGACUGCUGCACGUGGCUGA
Messenger RNA from Euleptes europaea (tarantolino), 1779 nucleotides. RefSeq names its product kinesin light chain 3 (gene KLC3). Gene Ontology annotation, molecular function: kinesin binding. The transcript has 12 exons. Gene Ontology annotation, biological process: axo-dendritic transport. The coding region runs from base 1 to 1779 and encodes 592 amino acids. The record is from RefSeq and is a predicted model, not a curated record. Gene Ontology annotation, cellular component: membrane-bounded organelle; cytoplasm; kinesin complex. NCBI's taxonomy places the organism in Eukaryota, Metazoa, Chordata, Lepidosauria, Squamata, Sphaerodactylidae.